Molecule: messenger RNA, 4175 nt
Organism: Melanotaenia boesemani (Boeseman's rainbowfish)
Lineage: Eukaryota; Metazoa; Chordata; Actinopteri; Atheriniformes; Melanotaeniidae
Product: vacuole membrane protein 1-like
Exons: 12
Coding region: 183-1472 (429 amino acids)
Source: RefSeq, a predicted model, not a curated record
CUCUUAAUGUGAGAAGUCAAAAGCACAGGGAAAUGGCCCAGCAGUGAAGUCCAGAGUUUAAGGAACCGGAGGAAUUAACUAACAUUUAGCCGCAACUUUCUGCGUGUUCGUCUCGUCACUUUUAGUGCAUUGUCCAUGGUCCACCUGCAGACCAGUGAAAUGCCUCCCUACAGAUAAAUAACAUGGCAGAGAGUGAGCUACCUCAGAGGCGCCUCGGUGUCAAGGAGCAGAAAAAUGGAGAGCUGACAGACUCAGAGUCUCCGGUGCAUGAGAGGAAGCAGAGAGAGAGAGAAGAGCGUGAAAACCUGGUGUUAUGGAAGAAACCUCUGCUCACACUCCAGUACUUUUUCUUGGAACUGCUCAUUACCCUUAGAGGGUGGAUUAUUAGGCUCUGUCAGCAAAGACAGACUGUGUUUGGCCUGCUGAUCCUCGUUAUUCUACUGUGCAUUGCCUACCGUAUCGAGGGAGCACAUCAGAAGUAUGUGCGCUACGUGGAGAAGAAGACGCUGUGGUGUGCCUAUUGGGUUGGCCUGGGUAUCCUCUCCUCUGUGGGUCUUGGCACUGGCCUUCACACCUUCCUCCUUUACCUGGGACCACACAUUGCAUCAGUGACCCUGGCGGCCUAUGAAUGCGGCUCUGUAGAUUUCCCUGAGCCUCCCUAUCCAGACCAAAUAGUCUGUCCCCAACAAGAAGCACUAACGUCAGGCUCCGAUGCUGAGCAGGUGGGCGUGGAGGAUGUGGGGGCCAACCGGGCGGUGGGUUCUGCUGCUCUCCAGGGAGGCAUCUCUCUGUGGACCAUCAUCUCGAAAGUUCGUUUGGAGGCCUGCAUGUGGGGUGCUGGUACAGCUAUAGGAGAGCUUCCUCCCUACUUCAUGGCCCGGGCUGCGCGACUGUCUGGUGCUGAUCCUGAUGAUGAAGAUUAUCAGAAAUUUGAGGAAAUGCUGGACCAGACUGAGUCCACACAGGACUUUGCAUCCCGUGCAAAAGUAGCAGUACAGAAGCUCAUCCAGAGAGUUGGAUUCUUUGGGAUUUUAGCCUGUGCUUCUAUUCCAAAUCCUCUUUUCGACCUGGCAGGAAUAACAUGUGGGCAUUUUUUGGUCCCAUUCUGGACCUUCUUUGGUGCAACUCUGAUAGGGAAGGCGGUCAUCAAGAUGCACAUUCAGAAACUGUUUGUGAUCAUCACAUUCAGCAAGCACAUAGUGGAACAGAUGAUCUCCCUCAUUGGAGCUGUUCCACUGCUGGGUGCGGCACUGCAGAAGCCCUUCAGGGAGUACUUGGAGGCCCAGAAGGCCAAGCUGCACCAUCUCGCUGGAGAGGGGAACCCAACAGAGGAGAGCUGGCUGUCGUGGCUCUUCGAGAAGGUUGUGGUCAUCAUGGUAUGCUUCUUUGUCUGUUCCAUUGUCAACUCCAUGGCGCAGAGCUACGCCAAGCGCAAGCAGCAGGAUAAGUACUCGGAAAGCAAGACGGAGUGAAGGCCUGCAGUUCACGCUUGAUCAUCAACUUCUGAAGCCUCCUUGCUUCUCCAAGCUUCCACCACUCCUGCUUCCCCUCUUGGCUGAUACCCCAUUAUUACGUGAAGCAAAAUAUCAAAAACCCCAUCUGGUUUCUCUCUUGGUCAUUUUAACUUGGACUUCUAUUUUCUUGUUUGUGAAGGCUUUACAUUUAGUGGUGAUUACUUUCUUUUGGUUUUUUUUGCCUGUAAGGUAGGUGUUUGCUGUGGCUUGUGUCCAUGCAUGUAAGCUGUUCCCUUUUGAGCGUAUCCAUGUGGUGCUUUUAGUAGUUCCUUUGCAUGUUAGGGGAAGCUUUUGGCAAUGAGUUGCCUCAGUGUAGCCUUAAGCUACACUGUUUAUUCCACUUGAACAAAGUUGAAAUUAUUUUAUAUCCACUGAGUCUUCGGACUUUACUUUAUCUGAGUAAGCUAGGGUUGUUUCAACCAUUUUAUAUUUGUUAAAACUAGUGUAAACUUAUUUAAUAACUUGUUUAUUUAUUAUUUAUAAUUGGUAAACGAUAAAAUAUUCUGUAUUUAUUUCUGUAGGGUAGGUUUGUGCCUAGUAUUGCUCAGGUUAGAUAAUAAUUGCUAACAUUGUCUUCUUCUGAACCAUCCAUGUCUUUUUAUUGUACUGUAAGUCAGUUAUAGUAGAAAUUUUAAUGAAUGCUGCAGACUGUACGUGGUGCUUUAAGAUGAUUGCUUCGUUGGUGUGUGCGGUAAAGCUCGUUGCUGUAGUUUUCAGUGAGAAAUGAUAAAUCGGCCAUGAAUCAUCCUGCUGGUCCCUUUGUCUGCCCUUAUUGUUCAGCUUCCAGGAAGGGAGUGCAUGAGUCAGCCCGGGGCUACUUUACCAGAUGCAGCCAUAUAUAUUGAAUCAGAUCUACAACUGUUCGUGCGCGUGCCUGUGUGUGAAACGGAGAGGGAGGUCGAGAUAGUGGGUUGCAUUACCGUGGCUGUCACAUUUGUUGCUCUCCUUGCUAUCUUUUAUGGAUUAAAGCAGAUUGUGCUCCACUAACAGACUACUGCCUGGUAGUCUUAGUGUGUGCGAUAGUGACUGUUGUCUUGAACUUAGAGGCGGCUACAGUAUCAUGAGAAGUGUCUUCUUUGUCUUUGUCUAGGCAGAUUUUUUUUCCACAGAUGAGGACAGCAAGCUCAUGUAUGACACUACAUUAGCGUUUCUUAAAGGAAACCUACACUUUAUCUGGUGAAUGUUGUUUUUUAUUUGUUGUUUUUUGUCUGCUUUUGUGCUCAUUGGAUAAUGUCAGACAUUUAUUUGGUACUUUCCUUUUUUUCCCCUGUAAUUGCCAGUGAAAUAUGCUAUUUUCUCCCCCCUUUUCUGUGCCGCUGCUGUGCUACGCUGGAUUGAGAGCAGUGGGCGCGCAGGAAUAAGCAGCAGGGGGAAAAAAACCCUCAAGCGCACGUCUGUGCCGUUACCUCAGCUGAACCUUCAAAUGAACUCGUUGCACUGCCCCAGUCACGGAGCCAGGAGACGAAUCACUCUAGUAGAUUCAAAACAGAGGGGUACUGUUGAGCGAGCUGAACCCUGUGCUCUGCACCAGCGCUAGUCUAGAACAUUCACAUCUCUUUUUUUUCCUGUCACGGUAAGUAGGAUGAGGAUUGUCUUUUUUUUUCUUUUUUUUUUCCCCAUUGUUGUUGUACAUGUAUAUGUCUCAGGCAUGUCCAUCACUCUCUCGGCCUGUCAGAUAGCUUAUCAGACUGGUGUUGGCUGUUAAGAUUGCAAGGCGACAACAGUCUGUAGGCUGUCUGACAUUUCGGGCUCUUUCAUCUGACCAGCAUCCUGUUUUGUCCUCCUUUUGUUAGUGUCAUUGUUUCAGUUAGCAUCAGUUCCCAUUCAGAGGUGUGUGCUGCAAUGUCACUUCCCUUUAUCCUAACUGCUUGCGAAACGUUGAAGCUGUGGGUCUAUUGUUUAUUUCCUCUGUGCUGACGUCUGUGAGGGUUUUUGUGUGGCUUAGUGUGAGGAACUGUGUUUUCGCAUGUUUGCAAAUGCAGAUGUAGCGAUGUCAGUGGUGUACUUCUGUGUGUGUGUGAGAGAGAGAGAGAGGGAGAGAAAGAAAGCUCUUGAAUUUCCAGAGAAUCCAGCCGGUACACACCUUAUUGCAACACAUCACAUUGUGACACUCAGUCCUAGGUAUAGUACACAAAGUGCUCAACCAGCUCCCACCUUCCCUUUUACACUUCCCUCUUCUGUUUCACAGAAAACUUUCUUUUGUUGCUCAAUACUCGCUUUUUUGUAGGAGGCUGCAUCUCAUUGAAACAAUUCUCUUGAAAAAGUGUUUUUUGUAAAGACAGAAAAUAGAUAAUUAUACAAAGCUGAUGAUUAAUCACUUGGUCAGUGCCCACAAAGCUCUGGUUUUAUUUUUAAACUCUUCUUUUUCUAGACUAGGUAAAACUUUUCUUGGUCAUUAAAGCAAAAUUACUGGAUAACACUGGAAUGACUCGCUGGCAUAAGGAAUGUUUUUCUUGGCAGUAUCAUGAUGUCCUGUUCCAUAAGGGAGCCCCCUUUUGGCACAACUAUCUGAAUGUGUGUGCACACGUUUGACUAGAAAUUCUGUUUAUAUAUGCCUGUGUGAGGGCCUGUAUUUCUUUUCUGACAGAUGUCUGUACUAAACAUGAAUGCUCUGUAAGGUUUUUCUCUGAUUUCAGUAUUAAUAAAGUCUGUUAAAAAACA